AUGAAUCCUACCGACGUGCUUGCAGCCUGGGAGGCCUGCUCCAAAACAGACACCGUUUUUAUCCUCGUCUGCUGUGUCUUCUGCUGGCCGAUUGUGCCCGCUGUUGGCCUGGGAUACUCAGGAUACUCGACACGACGAAGUGGCCUGGCGAGUUUCUACCCGGGUUUGCUCGCUAUCGCCGUCUGUACCGUUCAAUGGUGGAUAAUAGGCUACACGCUGGCCUACGGUGAGGAUGGAAACGGCGUUAUCGGCGGGUUGUCUAAGGCGUUCCAUGCCGGUGUGCUGGCCGAACCCAUGGGAACAAUCCCAGAGAUUCUGUUCUCCGAGUUUCAAUUGAUCUUCUGUGCCACAGUCUGCGCCAUUUCCAUUGGAGGUGCUUGUGAACGGGGCCGGCUGCUGCCCCUGAUUCCGUUUAUCUUUCUCUGGAGUACCUUUAUUUAUUGCCCCUUGGCGCACAUGGUUUGGUCGUCGGACGGUUUCUUGGCCAACCUGGGGGUUCUGGACUUUGCCGGGGGCACACCUGUGCAUAUAUGCAGCAGUGCUACGGCCACAGCGCUGAGCAUCUACCUGUCGUAUCCGCUAUUCCGCUCGAAACGGUCCUCUGUCCGCACGCCGCAACAUCUCAAGUUGCACCGCCCACACAACAGCAUGUGCCAGCUGCUUGCUUUGGUCAUCAUUUGGAACUCAUGGCUGGCCUUUGACGCCGGGACGACAUUGGCGCUGAAUUUCAAAUCGGUGAUGGCCGCCUGCGUGACGAACCUGUGUGCCGCAUCCGGUGCCCUCACCUGGGCGCUCCUCACAUAUCACGAGACCGGCAAAUUUAGUCUUGACAGCACGUUCAUGGGUGCCAUUUCGGGCCUUGUUCUAAUCACACCCAGCGCCGGGUUCAUCGACAUGACGACCUCGUUCUUCUUUGGCAUCGCGGGAGCGUUGAUUUGCCGGCAGGCGCUGCGCAUCAAGUUCACCAAAUUGGCUGCCCGGUACCGCUGGGUGGACAAUGGGGAUAGCUUUGCGACACACUGUAUCGGUGGAUUUGUCGGGACCCUGGCUACAGGGCUGUUUGCCCGCCGCGAGGUGGCUGCGUACGAUGGCGUGACGGAGAUACGUGGAGGCGUCUUCUUCGACGGCAACUGGCGCCAGCUAGGGAUUCAGCUUGUCGAGGCACUGAUUGGCUUCACAUGGAGUUUCUGUGGUAGCUACAUACUGUUUGCCCUGAUUGACUGCAUUCCAGGACUCGAAGUCCUGGCUAGUGAUGAGGAUAUCAUUGUCGGCAUGGAUGCUUCCCAGAUGGACGAAUCGCUCUAUGAAGCUCAAUGGACUGGCGAAGAAGAAUACCACCCAUUCAAAGGGUGCUCUUCGAUUCUCUUGGAAUAG
Penicilliopsis zonata CBS 506.65 is the source of this 1374-nucleotide messenger RNA. RefSeq lists its product as hypothetical. Gene Ontology annotation, cellular component: plasma membrane. The coding region runs from base 1 to 1374 and encodes 457 amino acids. Gene Ontology annotation, molecular function: ammonium channel activity. The record is from RefSeq and is a predicted model, not a curated record. The transcript is spliced from 3 exons. Gene Ontology annotation, biological process: ammonium transmembrane transport. NCBI's taxonomy places the organism in Eukaryota, Fungi, Ascomycota, Eurotiomycetes, Eurotiales, Aspergillaceae.